Messenger RNA from Amphimedon queenslandica, 4122 nucleotides. RefSeq lists its product as uncharacterized. The record is from RefSeq and is a predicted model, not a curated record. NCBI's taxonomy places the organism in Eukaryota, Metazoa, Porifera, Demospongiae, Haplosclerida, Niphatidae. The coding region runs from base 857 to 4102 and encodes 1081 amino acids. The transcript has 14 exons. Gene Ontology annotation, molecular function: RNA binding.
UAUAAUGUCAGAGGCUGGAGAUCUUGAGUGAUUAGUAUUGACAGUACAGAUUAUACCAAUUAACUGCAUGAACACUUGUAAUAUCUUUUUAUUGUGUAGUUCACUUAUGCAGUGAUAGAUAUAAGUACCAAAGUUUUUGUGUUAUUGUUAUUUAAAAUUCUGAAUAAUUAUUAUGAAUUAAAGGUGCAUGUAAAUUCUUGAAUAUAAUCAUUACAAAUAUCUCAGUAGGCCAUUAUUCAGUGGUAUAUUCAUCUUUAUUGCAUGCAUACAUUUCACAUACACUGCAUGUUAUGCUAUCAAGUAUAGACUUAAAUUUUUAAAGUUAUUCAUGCAUAAAAUGAUCAACCACAAUAAUUGUACCAACACAUGUGGUCAUUGACAAAUUUAAGAAGUUGCAAUUAUUAUUACAUAUCUAAUUUGUAACCGUUUUUCCACUGAAUUCAGAACAAGAUUUGCUUGCCACAUUAAGACUGUACAGUGACACAAAUAAGUAAGAGAUAUUUAAACCAUAGUUGUAGACUAGUCACUGCACAACAUCCAAGUUCAGUACUCAGUACCAGGCUCAGGCUGUAUACAGUUGCUUCAUGAAUAAAUUUGUUAAAUUCACAAUAUCUGAAGGUUUGGGCUUAUAUCUAACCGAGAAGCAGGAUUUCAGCAAGAGUAAAUCUUGACCUAAGCAUUAGCUAUAAUUUUUAGAAUCUGUAAGAUUACCGGUAUAGUGAGCAAAGUGGUCCGUAAAAUAGAGAUGUCGCGGACCAUUCGGGUCCGUAAAACAGAUUUGUCGCCGACCAUGGUCCGUUGGUCCGGUCCGGUCCGUUUUUUAGGGACGACCAGAUUUCUUUGAGUCGACUCAGUAAUGAAGAAGCAGGAACGUCGUAGAUAUACUACUGAAAGAAGUUCGGAAUCUCCUGUACCUCCGUUUCUGCCCCCACAAAGAGAUGUGCGAUCUAUAGAAUCACCACGAGGACACUCUCACUAUGGACCAGCUGGAACCGGCAACAAAUGGAAAGACAGCAGCACACCUCCUACAGCUACAGGAGAGCCAUACACUCUGAAAGUGACAAAUCUUUCACCAAAUAUAACUCAGAAAGAAUUGGAACUUGUUUGCGGUAACUAUUCGGAUUACCAAAGUCUUAAAGUUAAUAAUGGGGGAUAUGCUAAGGUCAAUUUUUCGUCACUAAAAGGUGCAGUAGAUGCCAAGGAAUCGUUAGAAAAAACGGAGCUUUAUGGGCAAUGCCCCAUGGUCAAAAUCACUCUGCAAAAAAACGAAGUAGAAACAUCAACUGUUAAAGUAACACUUAGUGGUCAUGGGGUUACAGGUGAGGCUUUAGAGAAAUAUUUCAGUCAGUUUGGUGAGGUCCUUCAAACUCCUGCCAUAAUACCAGGAAACCCUGACUAUGCAUAUGUUAAUUUUGAGUCAAGUGAAGAAGCAAAGGCUGCCUGUAACCCUAACAAAGUGCAGCUCAAUGGUAUAGACAUGAGCAUCAAACUCAGUAUUAAGGCAACAGUUUCAAAGCUGGUCACAUUUGAAGAUGAUUCCCUCGUCGAUGUAAUUACAAUGUAUAUGUGUAAGCUUAAUGAAUUAUUGGAGGACCGACUGUCUAUCAAACCUUCAAAAGAUGGAAGAGGUGUGCGUAUUUCUGGUGAUAAGGAUAAAGUUGAUGAGGUUGAAAGCAUUGUGCAAUCAUACAUGAAGCAGCUUCAAGCCUAUAGGUGUCUUUAUUGUACUAAACCAAUCAAGCAAGAAGAAUUAGAGCCAGUUCAUAAAGCCUGUCGUCCCGCUCUUGACCCAUUGUGUAUAAAGUGUCUAAAGAAAUGCUCAAGCUAUUACUGUGAAAAGUGUGUGGCAGAUGAACAAGUUACCUUGCAAAAGAAGCUAGAGGAAGACAUGCAAGCAUCCUCUCUCAAGAAACAAAAAGAAGUUGCUCUAAGCGAGAAAGGGGAUUUAAAAAGAAUGUUUGAUGCUCGUCAAUUAAAGCUACACCAAGUCAAAGAGCAAAUAGUCAUGGCCCAGGGCCAGACUAAAGAUCACAAGGAUGUAUCAGUUCAGUGUGAAAAUCAUGAGAAACUCGAAUUCAAAGCAGCUGAUAUGGAGAAGGAGGAACAAUAUCUUAAGGAGAAGCAGAUCAUUAUUGCUGACAAUCAAAAUCUCAAAGCUGAAAUUUCUGAUAAAGACAAAGUUAUCGCCAAACUGACAUUACAAGUAGAGGAACAGUCACAGAAUGAGAAACAGAUCAUUACUGACCUUAAAGCUAAUAAAUUGUAUGCAGCCAAACUAAUGAAGGAGAAGUCACAACUACAGGAGAGAGUCACAUCCUUAGAGGAUCAAUCUAUCAAAGAAACUAGUUCCAUUGGACUACAAUUUAAUUACCUGAUCCCUUCAAUUGAUUCACUAGACUCUAGUGUCAUUAUAGCUGGAAAGAAGCUCUUUAUCCUACAAGGAGACAGGUCUCACUCACUCCAUUGGGAGAAAUAUGGAUUCAGAUUAGAGUGUCCUCAAGGAGCAGUGUCCAAGGAUACUGAAAUAGCUGUUAUUGCACUAGCUGGUGGUAAUUUCAAGGUACCCAAAGGUACUGUGCUAGUCAGUGCAGUAUAUGCAAUAUCAGUAUCUAAGGCACUAUUAAAACCACUGGUAAUAGAGCUACAACAUUGUGUUGAUCUAAGGAACACUAGUCAGAUUGAUCGCCUCAAGUUUGUCAGAGCUCCACUGAAGUCUCCUGAUGCCUACCAGUUCAGUAUAGUUGAAGGAGGAUCUUUUAAUGUAAGGAACAGAUAUGGUUCUAUUGAACGUGAUGAAUUCAGUGCUUUUGGCAUUGGAUAUCUUGGUAAUGGAGACAUAUCUAAUGGAAAUGGAAAUGAAGCAGAAGAUGAUACACAAAGUCAAGGAACAGAUAAUGAUAGUGAUGAGGAGACUAAUGGAGACACACCUAAUGAUAGCAGUAAUGGCGUAGGAGAGAAUAGUAGUGGAGCAAGAGCCACUCCAUCAACAAACUCAAUUAAUGAUGAUCCUUCUCAGUUAGUCAAUGAGGUAGAAUCCCAUACUACUGAUGACACUAACACAACAGAGCAAUCAUCAGAUAUACUAAGUGAUUGUGAUAAAGCUACAACUACCAUAUCCAGUGAACAGUGUCCAGCAAAGAAUGACGAUGAAUCACUACAAUCUUCUCAUAGUGCAACUAAUCAUUCCAUUGCUGAAAAUGCACCUUCUCAUGAUAUAUUGUAUUCUGGAAUGAUGUACUAUAAAAAGAAAGAAGUUAAUCAUUGGAAAGCUAUGUAUUCUGUUGUUAGAGAUUUGGAAGUUCUUAAAACGUAUUUAGAAAGCAAGCAGUCAUCAAUUGAAUAUGAUGAUGAAACUGCUGACCCAUUUAAGUUUAUUCAACCAAAUGGAACCCUCAAAUUGGUUCUAGAAACUACUCCGCCACAGUUAGGAUGGACUGUUGAUCCUGAUAAAGAACCAAUGGAAUUAUUUCAGUCCUUUAUUGAGCACUUUUCAUCAAAUCCCUCUCCCUCACAUGCAACCUGCAGUAUCUCAGUCUAUGCUGAAAUUGGUGUUGCAAAAAAGCCACUUCAUUAUCCUAUUAAAUUGACAGGAAUAGAUCCUUCAAAAAUUGUAUACAUCAACAAGUCACUUCCAGCAAUGAAUAAUAGCUUACCUCAUGUCACAGAUCCUUCCUCUAAUAAAGUACAUGAAUCAACGUCAGUAUCAUCCAAUGGAGGAGCUAGUAUAAGUCCAUCAGCUACUGUUGAUGUGAAUAAAGUAAAGAAAGUGAUCAAUGAUGUUCUUGUAUCUCAUUAUGCUGAUCUCAAUUCUUUGCCUAAGAAAGGUCUUUCUGAACUUGCUAACCAGCUUUACACAGUUUGUCUGGUCAAUAAUGCAGUUAAAGAGGCUCCUUUGAUGAAAGAGUGCAUUAAUGAGUUCCAGGCUAGUCUUAGUUUUAAGAGGAAGGUGUCCCAAGUGCAGGAGCACUGUCAAAAGUUCUUAAGCUCAUUCAAUGCUGUAAGAGGCAGUUACGCUGAUGCAGCAAUAGCUUUACGUGAGGACUGGAUUGAAGCUAUUAGGAAUGAACUGAGACUUAAUUUUGAUAUUGAUAAUAAUGCUUAAAAGUACCGUAUAGCAGGAAA